Abrus precatorius (Indian licorice) is the source of this 1413-nucleotide messenger RNA. Its product is annotated as exo-poly-alpha-D-galacturonosidase-like. The record is from RefSeq and is a predicted model, not a curated record. Lineage: Eukaryota; Viridiplantae; Streptophyta; Magnoliopsida; Fabales; Fabaceae. Gene Ontology annotation, biological process: carbohydrate metabolic process. The transcript is spliced from 3 exons. Bases 1 to 1413 code for a protein of 470 amino acids. Gene Ontology annotation, molecular function: polygalacturonase activity.
AUGGACAAGCCACCACUCUUCCCUUUCCAAAUCAUCUUACUCCUUCUCACCCCAUCACUCCUCGCCACGUCACACCCUCUUACCCCCAUCCCUAUUACCCUCUCCGUCGCCGACUUCGGCGCCGCCGGCGACGGCCUCCGCUACGACACCGCAGCAAUCCAAUCCGCCAUCGACUCCUGCCCGGACGGUGGCCCCUGCCAUGUCACUUUCCCGGCGCCGGGAAAAUACCUAACGGCAACUGUUUUCCUGAAAUCCGGCGUGAUCUUGAACGUGGAGAGCGGAGCCACCAUCCUUGGCGGCACGAGGCUAGAGGACUACCCGAAGGAUUCGUCGCGGUGGUACGUGGUGGUGGCGGAGAACGCGACGGACGUCGGAAUCAGCGGCGGCGGAGUGGUGGACGGACAAGCAGCGAAGUUCGUGGUGAGAGAAGAUCCGAGGAAGAACAUUAUGGUUAGCUGGAACCAAACAGGUGCUUGUUUGGGAGACGAAUGCAGACCCAGACUCGUCGGUUUUCUCGGCUGCAACAACGUUAGAGUCUCCAACGUUACGCUUAACCAACCUGCUUACUGGUGCUUACACUUGGUACGAAGUGAAAACAUAUCCAUUCACGACAUUGACAUAUACGGGGACUUGAAUAUACCAAACAACGAUGGAAUUGACAUUGAGGACUCAAACAACACGGUAAUCACUGGAUGCCACAUUGACACAGGGGAUGAUGCAAUCUGUCCAAAGUCAUCCACAGGCCCUGUUUACAACCUCACAGUCACCAAUUGUUGGAUUCGUUCCAAAUCUUCUGCAAUUAAACUUGGCAGUGCUAGUUGGUUUGAUUUCAAGCAUUUUGUGUUUGACAAUAUCACCAUUGUUGAUUCUCACAGAGGCCUUGGGUUCCAGAUCCGUGAUGGAGGAAAUGUAAGUGACAUUGUAUUCUCAAACAUAAAUAUCAGCACAAGAUACUAUGAUCCAUCAUGGUGGGGGAGAGCAGAGCCUAUCUAUGUCACAACUUGCCCACGAGACUCAACCUCAAAGGAGGCAUCAAUCUCAAAUAUACUUUUCAUUAACAUCACUGCAAAUUCUGAAAAUGGCAUCUUCCUGUCUGGUUCAAAGAAAGGAUUGCUAAGAAAUUUGAAAUUCAUCAACAUGGAUAUCACAUUUAGAAGGUUCACCAAUUAUGCUGGUGGGUUAUUGGACUAUAGACCAGGAUGCCAAGAGUUGGUUAAACACAGAACUGCAGGCAUCAUGAUGGAGCACAUUGAAGGUCUUGAGGUUAAAAAUGUUGAAAUGAGAUGGUCAAACAAUGAACUAGAGCAAUGGAAUAAUCCUUUAGAGUUUAGGCCAUCAACUGUGAAUAACAUCUCUUUCCUUAAUUUUAAUUCUGGUUUGCGUACAGAUAUAAAUAGCAAAUCAGAUUAUUAA